GGUCUAAACGUUUGUAUGCCAUUAGACGUCAGAACAUGGUGCGCAUGCGUAAAGGAGACUAAAGUGCGCAGGCUGAGGCAGGUGAGCUGCGACAGGUGUAUCCCGGAAGCUAUAGAGAAAAAAGUCAACAAAAUCAGCCAAAUCCCAGCCACAAUGUCUCAGGACAACCUGCAGCAGGAAUUUCAGAACCAGGUCAAUGAUGUUUUCACCCGGCUGCAGAACAAGCAGAUGUUUCAGUCAGACUGGGACAUCGCCUCCUUCGCCAUUUUCUUCAUCUUCAUCGGUAUGGUUCUGCUGCUCAUCAUUCUGGUUCUCAUUCGCUGCUGUUGCUGCUGCUGCCUUUGUGAUGAAAAGCCCAAAAGACAUAAAGUGGGAAUCGACAACAUGGCACUGGAGCCAUAAAGCUGGAGACUGGAGCCCAGCGUAUACCUGAUGCCUUUCAAAAUACUCUUUAAUAAUGUUUUUAUACCUGCAAUUUUUCACAUAACACUUCUGAAUAUACCACGUGUCAGAGAAAGGAGAAAGAUGAGGAAAUGAACAGAACAGGUUUUAAAAGGUGAAGGUCGACACCCACACUGUAAAUAUGAUGGAUGAAUAUUUACUGUAGUCGAAUUGAACUUAUCGUUUACAAUGACUGACUGAUUUUUAAAUGUAUAUGCACUUUCAUCUGUAACUUUACUCUACUUCCUGCUUGCUUUAUAGAUAUAUUUAUGAUUGUCUGUGUAACAAACAAGUACAAUAAACUGUACUGUACUAUGCAGUGUGGCAUGUUGAUUGGCUUUGAGAAGCACAUAGGUUUAUUUAGCUGUGCUUUUCAACACUGUCUUGUCUUUCUCGCUGUGUGUACAGAUCUGUUUAAAUCCAUCUGAAGGUGCAUCUUCUAGGAGUGUAAUCAUUCUCUCUAGUGAGAACAGCAUAGAAAAAUUCGGCCACUAAGCAUCUUAACUAGAGAUCCAUUGAGUAAUGUAACUGCUGAAAUCAAUGUAAGGUUCUAUAAAUGAAAAAUAUCAACAGAGGUUUUUAGAAUUUGACACAAAGGAAAUAUUAAAAC
Molecule: messenger RNA, 1051 nt
Organism: Hemibagrus wyckioides
Lineage: Eukaryota; Metazoa; Chordata; Actinopteri; Siluriformes; Bagridae
Gene: smim22
Product: small integral membrane protein 22
Exons: 4
Coding region: 16-402 (128 amino acids)
Biological process (GO): regulation of cell population proliferation
Source: RefSeq, a predicted model, not a curated record